Pseudocercospora fijiensis CIRAD86 is the source of this 680-nucleotide messenger RNA. RefSeq lists its product as uncharacterized. NCBI's taxonomy places the organism in Eukaryota, Fungi, Ascomycota, Dothideomycetes, Mycosphaerellales, Mycosphaerellaceae. The record is from RefSeq and is a predicted model, not a curated record. The transcript has a single exon. The coding region runs from base 141 to 359 and encodes 72 amino acids.
UUGGCAUGAAUGUGAUGAUAAUGCUUGAUGUUGAUCAUGGUGGGUGUAUUGACAGCUCUCAACUCCAGUUCUGUGCUCAACCUUCAUUUUAUCAUGAAUCGCACUGCGGGUAUAAGCGUAACCUGCGCGAUGUCGCAUAGAUGUUUGCUCUCUGCCUGCAUGGCCGUGCUUGUGGUCAUCCGGAUUCACUCUUAGAAUGGUCUACUAUGGAGCCACACUUGAUUACGGCGAUUGCCAUCCAAGGCCACCGCGCUGGCCCAUCUUGUGCUUGUCUGGCCCUCUCUUACUGCCAUGCUCGACCAAGUUCCACGAUAUCAACUCUUGGAAGUAACCAGGUCGACCAUGCAACUGGUUUAUGAGGUACAACGGCUCUGUUUGGCGCACAGGAUGCCGCAAUGGCAUAUAAUUCCCACUGUGACAGAUUCGUGAUCGUCUCGUUGCAAGAGCGACGCCUCGCAGCCUUUGAUGAAGUUGGUCUUCUUCGCAUCGCGAUCAUCGAUGUCUGUCUGGAGAGAAAUCCGAUCUUUCCAACGGAAGCAAGCGGCAACGUGCGCUGAUCGACGGCGCUAGGUUCUAGUGAGUGAAGGGUCCCGAUGUUCCUGCGUCGUAGGCCGAGUCACCACAGUGGCCUCCUCAUCAUAAUUCCAUCGCUUCAUCGUAGAUUGCUAAUUGAAUUGAAG